UGAGCUGCUAUUUUAAGCCCCCCUGCAUGCCUCUAACAGCAGCUCCAUUCCUCUCCUCAGAACUGGAGGAGGUGAUCAUCUGAAGAAGAGGAGCAACAUCAUGCUGCUGUCCAUCAGAGGAGCGAGGAGCAGCUGCUAGUGCUUCAUCGGAGCAGACAUGGACUCCAUCAGCCGGGGAUAUUCAACUCAACAUGUCCAGGAACUAUGAGCCUGGUCACUCAGUAGGGAUGCUGGCGGCAGUGGAGCACGGCCCCAUCCUCUGCAGCGACUCCAACAUCCUCUGCCUGUCCUGGAAGGGGAGGGUCCCGAAGAGCGAGAAGGACAAGCCGGUGUGCCGGCGCCGCUACUACGAGGAGGGCUGGCUGGCCACGGGGAACGGCCGGGGGGUGGUGGGGGUCACCUUCACCUCCAGCCACUGCAGGAGGGACCGCAGCACCCCCCAGAGGAUCAACUUCAACCUGCGGGGGCACAACAGCGAGGUGGUUCUGGUGCGUUGGAACGAACCCUUCCAGAAGCUUGCCACCUGUGACAUGGAGGGGGGGAUCUUCGUCUGGAUUCAGUAUGAAGGCCGCUGGUCCGUGGAGCUGGUGAACGACCGGGGGGCGCAGGUCAGCGACUUCACCUGGUCCCAUGACGGCACGCAGGCUCUGAUAGCGUACCGGGAUGGAUUCGUGCUGGUGGGCUCGGUUAGUGGGCAGAGGCAUUGGUCCUCCGAAAUCAACCUGGAGAGCCAGAUUACCUGCGGCAUCUGGACCCCCGACGACCAGCAGGUGCUGUUCGGAACGGCGGACGGCCAGGUGAUCGUGAUGGACUGCCACGGCCGCAUGCUGGCUCACGUGCUGCUGCACGAGUCCGACGGCAUCGUCAGCAUGUCCUGGAACGCCCCCGACUUCCUGGUGGAGGACAGCACUGAGAGCGACACAGACUCUGACGACAACAUCCUGCCCCUGGUGCGCAGGGUGAAGCCUCUGCUGACCGUCACCUUCCUCUCCGGAGACAUCAGUCUGAUGAACAACUACGACGACCUGUCUCCGGCUCUGAUUCGCUCCGGACUCAAAGACGUGGAGGCCCAGUGGUGCUCUCAGGGAGACCUGCUGGCUGUGGCCGGCAUGGAGAGGCUGGGGGACUCGGCCUGCUCCGCCCCCCUCAGCAGGAACGCUCUGGUGAAGUUCUACAACGUGCAGGGGGAGCACAUCUACACCCUGGAGACCCCCGCCCAGAGGCCCAUCACCACGCUGUGCUGGGGCCACAGGGACUCCCGGCUCUUCCUGGCCUGCGGGCCGGCACUGUACGUGGUACGGGUGGAGCACCGUGUGGCUAGCCUGCAGCUGCUCUGCCAGCAGGGCAUCGCCUCCGCCCUGCGGGAGGAGAAGGACGUGGGGAAACUCAACAUGCCAUCGCUGCUCUGCUCCUACGUCACCUCCGCCUUCAUCCCCACCAUCAAGCCCCCCAUCCCGGACCCCAACAACAUCCGGGACUUCGUCAGCUACCCGACAGCGGGGAACGAGCGCCUGCACUGCACCAUGAAGCGGGCGGAGGACAGUCCCGAGGCGGGUGGGCCCUGCUACACUCUGUACCUGGAGUACCUGGGGGGCCUGGUGCCCAUCCUGAAGGGCCGGCGCAUCAGCAAGCUGAGGCCCGAGUUCAUCAUCAUGGACCCCAAGGUGGACGGGAAGGCAGAGGAGGUGUGUGUGAACCCCAUGAUCUCGUACGCUGACAGCUGUAACUGCUCCGACUCCAGCGACAUCGAGCUGAGCGACGAGUGGGUCGGGAAGAAGUCUCCCAAGCUAUCCCGAGGAACCAGGAUGAACCUGGAGUCCAGGAAAUCUCCAAAACUUUCCCGCUCCAAUCAGGAAGGCCAGCGGUCACCACGGUUACCUACGAAGAAGACGGUGCCGCGCUCCCCCAGUCUGACGAGGAGGGAGUUCUCCAUGGACGGCAUCUCUGAGCACAACUACCUGGCUCAGGUCACCUCCAACAUCUGGGGGACAAAAUUCAAAAUCGUCGGCCUUGCUUCUUUCCUGCCUGCCAACCUCGGUGCAGUGAUCUAUAAGACCAGUUUGCUCCACCUGCAACCAAGACAGAUGACCAUCUACCUUCCAGAGGUGCGGAAGAUCUCUCACGACUUCAUGAGUCUGCCGGUGUUCAACCCCAACGUGUUCAGCGAGGACGAGGACGACCUGCCAGUGAUGGGGCCUUCAGGGGUGUCCGCAGAGAACCCCCCCUGCACCGUCAACAUCCCCAUCGCUCCGAUCCACAGCCCGGCUCAGGCCAUGUCUCCCACUCAGAGCAUCGGCCUGGUCCAGUCUCUGCUGGCCAAUCAGAACAUCCAGCUGGACGUGCUCACCAACCCCACCGCCACCGCCGCUGCAGCCGCCGCUGCUGCACCUACUGCAGACCGCGGGCAGGACGCAGUUCCAUCCCCGUACCCAGUGCCCUCCAGGUACUCAAACCCUGGUCAGGUGAUCUUCAACGGGCUGGAGAUGGCUCCUCUCCUUCCUGGUACUCUCCCCCCGCCGCCUCCCCCUCACCACCUCCCACCGCAGCCUCACCCGCAGCGCUUGCAUCCCCAGCUGCCUCGCACUCUGCCGCCAAAGCAGUCACAACAGAUGCAGACGCAGCAGCAGAAGAUGCAUCUUCAGCAGCAGCAGCAGCAGCACCAUCAGAUGCAAACACAGCAGCAGCUCCAGCAGCAGCAUCAGCAGCAGCAGCAGCAGCUCCAGCAGCAGCACCAGCAGCUGCAGCAGCAGCAGCAACAGCUGCAGCAGCUGCAAACGCUGCACCAACAGCAGCAGCAGCAGCACCAACAGCACCAGGCUCAGCAGCACCAACAGAUGCAACAGAACCCAACCCACCAACAACUGCAGCACCAGCAGCAGAUCCAGCAGCAGCAGCAGCAGAUGCAGAUGCAGCACGAGCAGAUGCAGCAGCAGCAGCAGCAGAUGCAGCAGCAGCAGCAGCAGAUCCGCCAGCAGAUCCAGGAGAUGCGGCAGCAGCAGCAGCAGCUGCAGCAGCAGCACCAGCAGAUCCAGCAGCAGCACCAGCAGAUGCAGAGGCAGCACCAGGUGAUGCAGCAGCAGCUGAAGAUGCAGAUGACGCUGCCGCCGCCGCCCACCGGAUAUCCAACCAUAUCCUUACACCAGAUCCACCUGCUGCCUCCUCCCCCCACCACUGAGCCGGGCUUCAGGGAGCAUGCACACACUCUGAAGCCCAGCAUGCCAAGGAGUCUGCCCCCCUUCAGCGACAUGGACGGGGGCAUGGAGCUUCAGAUGAGGAAGGUGAAUCCUCCUCCUCCUUACCCGGGCACCGUGGUGUCUGCAGCGAUCGCUACAGCCGUUGCCACACCGCAAACUCUCAUCACCAACUGUGACAGCCCAAGUGUCCUGUCACCUGACCCCUGCCUCAAGAAGGACGAGUUCCUGCUGCACCCGGUCACUCUGCAGUACCCGACUCCUCUGGGCUACGAGAGGAUCACUACCUUUGACAGCAGCGGCAACGUGGAAGAGGUGUGUCGGCCUCGCAGGCGCCUCGUCCGCAACCAGAAUGCAUACGCCGUGCACGGCAUCGGAGGCUCCGCAACACUCAAAGUCACCUCCUCUGAGAACAAAAAGAUCCAGCUUCCCUACAGCUCUGCCACGCUGAGCCGCCUCUCCGUCCCUCGAUACUCUAUACCCAGUGGAGACCCGCCUCCUUACCCUGAUCCCGCCAAUCAUGUCAAUGCCACCCUCCCUCCGCCACAGAGGAUCGACAGCAGUCUGAUCCACGCCACCCUGCGUCGGGACCGCAGGGACGUCGGGCUCAAAGUGCCGCAGAUGAUGGAGAGCUCCAGGACGCUGCCCACUAAGGCUAAAAUGAACAGCACAUUAGCACUGAGCUACCAGCAGAGGGCGCCCACCGCGCUGUAUACCUGCACCCAGUGCAGCAGCAACAGCAGUAGCACCAGCGUCAGUGUGAGCGGCGGGGGGACCACGAGUAGUGGCAUCGCGGGCGGCACGGUGGUGCGGCAGGACUUCCCGCCGGGGAAAGGGGCUCAUCACAGCACCAUCAUCGUGCACUCAAAGAGCAGCACCCCCCUCUCCUCGCAUUCCACCUACAGCCUGCUGAGCGCCGCCGACAGCAGCCGGGACAGAACGGUGUACGUCAACUCCGCCUUCACCGAAGACGAGACUCUGAACCAGCACCUGGAGAAGUCCGUGCGGCAGCUGACUCUGGGCGAUGUUAGCUUGACGGUGAAACGCCCUCCGCCUUACCAGUGGGACACCUCCACCACGGAGGAGUUCUGGCUCACUCCGGAACAAACCAUGCUAGCUCCUCAGCCCGGGGCCCAUAAACCUCCGCCGCUAAUCAUCAGCCAGGCUCAGCACCUGGACAUGACCCGGCUGCCGUUUGUGCUGACGACUAAACCUCCGAACAGCCAGACAACGAGCACGCUCACGUUCCCGUCGGGUUACCAGAUCUCCCUGUCACCUUUCCCUCCACCUCACAGCGCUCCUCCACCCCCGAAUGAAUUGGGGGGUUCGGUUCCUUAUUCUCAGCAGGAUCCCAGCUUGGUGUUGCCGCCGGGUUAUCCUCCCAGCCUCGCCAACUUAUCGUGCUGCCCCCUUCCACCGAUGUACCCCGGAGCCAGUGCCUGUGGCGGCCUGCAGCUCCACCCCGUCAGCCUCCACCCCUGGAACCCGUACCCCUGUCCGCCUCCCAUGCAAGACCCUCCAGCACCUCCCCUCCCGACCAAAACUCAUCAGAUUCUAGAGAAGCCAAUCCUCUCGCCCCCUCCUCCGACUGGGCCUCCACCGCCUCCCCCUCUCCCGCCUCCUCCUCCACCGACGGAGGUGCCACCGUCAAAAAGCACCGCGGAUGAUCUCGGGGACAACUUCCUGGAGCCGUCGUCGCUAAACGAGAGUCCCGUGCAGCAGGAGUCCGAGCGCUUCAACAAGAAGAGUCGCAAGAGGGUGGACAGCCGGGCCGAGGACGCCAACAUGCCCGCCGUCUCCGAGGGGAAGUCCAGGAAGGAAGGGCGGGCGCUGUCCGACUUCAACACCCUCAUCUCCAGCCCGAGGCUCGGCAGCCGAGAGAAGAAGAAGCCGAAGGGCCAGAGAGAGCAGCUCAAUAAAACCAAGAAGAUGAGUCGGACCACCAACGAGUUCCAGGACAGCUCGGAGAGCGAGCCGGAGCUGUUCAUCAGCGGAGACGAGCUGAUGAACCAGAACCAGAGCAGCAAGAAGAGCUGGAAGAACAAGCGCAGCAUGCGGAUGGCGAGCGAGCUGGAGGAGAUCAAGUGCCGCAAGGCCAACGAACGAGAGGACCGCAGCCUGGGAAGCCAAGGGUUCGUCUACGUUAUGGCCAACAAGCAGCCGCUGUGGAACGAAGCCACGCAGGUCUAUCAGCUGGACUUCGGAGGACGCGUCACGCAGGAGUCCGCCAAGAACUUCCAGAUUGAGCUGGACGGCAGACAGGUGAUGCAGUUCGGCCGUAUCGAUGGUAACGGCUACAUCCUGGAUUUCCAGUACCCGUUCUCCGCGGUGCAGGCGUUCGCUGUCGCCUUGGCCAACGUGACCCAGCGUCUGAAGUGAAAAGGCUUCCUGCUGCUGUAGAAGAUGACUCCAGAGAGGCUGGAGGGACGGAGCUGAUAGAGGCGGUCGCUCCAGCAGACCCUCAGCGCUCAUUCUGCUGAGGGUCUGCAGAUCCUCUGGAUCACAUGAAUGUGAUGGCAAUGUAUUUAAAACUACUAAGUAUUUGAUUUAUGUCUGUGAUGUUAAUAACAAAAGUACUUUGUUGGGUUUGAUGGCGUUUGAAAAGAGAAACCAUAUAAAACAUUGCAGUAUUUUAGAGUCAGUAAGUGCGUUAUUUACUAUGAAGUCAAACUGAUUGUUGUCAUGCCUUGAUUUAGAUGUUUAUCCUUUAUUUGAACCCCAUGAUGUUUAAACUGCAAUAGAAGAACUUCUAUCCAUGAUGCUUCUAUGAAGUGGUGAAAAGAACAGAGUCAGACUUCCUCCUUCCUUUCUAUCCAACCCUCGCCUCUGAAUGUGAGGAAGGGUCAACAGGAGGUCGUUCAGUCGUCGGCUCCUGCAGAUAAAUCUUAUUUAUUUAUAAAACGCUUUUUGUGCAAAGUUGCAAAACAAGGUGCUCAACGUUACAGUGAAGAGGAGACAAAAAAGGCAUUGAAUUUAUAAAAGAAGAAGGCCUUAAGGAGUUUAAAUGCUUAGGUAUUAGACGUUUCUUUUUUAUCUGACGUUGCAUUGUAAAGUCUCAACUCUAAAUAUGGUAUAACUGUGUUUUUGUUUACCGAUGCAGAUCCUAAAAAAAGCUCAAACUUGGUGUUGAAUUUGAUUCAAGUUGAUUUAAAAUGCUUAAAUCUUUGCUUCCCCGCGGGAUCCUCUCCGAUGCUUGGUCGUGCUCGGCUGUGUUUCUCUCUGAUUUCCUGGGUGUUUUUGACGCUGCUUCUCCUGCAGUUGGCCUUGUUGGAAGUGAGCGCUGCUUUAAAUAGAGUGUGUGCUUUAACGCUGGACACACACCUGGUGUUGCUGCUUCUCUGUGUCGUACCUGGAGACUCGUGUGUUGCUCACUCACUUUGCUUCGAAGAGUUUCUGGAUGUUCCACCUGUUACUGCAGCGUGCUGAUCAGUUCAGAUUCAGUGGGAGACUCGUGUAUACUUGGUGCUAAUGAAGGAAACGUGGACAACAGGAAGAGUUCCGAGCGGCUGCGGAGCUUCAGUCAGUGUGUGUUCGUUAGCAGCAGACCGCCUCACUAGAGACGGCUGCCUCAUUUCAUUUUACUCUUACGUUGUGAAGGAAAUAAACCAUGUGACCUGGGUCAGUCCGGACCUGUAGGCUGCCCGGGGUAAUAAAAGACAUUGUUCCAAGA
Messenger RNA from Eleginops maclovinus (Patagonian blennie), 6861 nucleotides. It is a transcript of the gene tulp4b, whose product is annotated as TUB like protein 4b. Gene Ontology annotation, molecular function: protein binding. NCBI's taxonomy places the organism in Eukaryota, Metazoa, Chordata, Actinopteri, Perciformes, Eleginopidae. The record is from RefSeq and is a predicted model, not a curated record.